Rotaria socialis is the source of this 1254-nucleotide messenger RNA. NCBI's taxonomy places the organism in Eukaryota, Metazoa, Rotifera, Eurotatoria, Philodinida, Philodinidae. The record is from the annotation of a GenBank genome assembly.
AUGGCUUCGAACAAUGAUAGUUGGAUUGCUGAAACUGUUGGAGAUUUUAUUCAUUCUCCAAUUUGGGGAGCUCCCAUUAAUACAUUUAUAGAAGCAAAUUGUGCUAGUUUUGAUUAUGAUGAUGAUGAUACUACAGAAGACGAUGAUACAACACCAUCUUCAUAUGUAGAAGAACAAACUAGUAUUCAUCUAAAAUAUCAACGCCUUGUUGAUUCAUUGAUCGAAAGUCUUGGUAAAGAUCUUGAUUUAGAUCAAAACGAAUUAAAACAAGUUUGCCAAUUGCCAACAAAUAGUGAUGAAUCUGUUAUAAUUGAUGAGCCAUUUGAGCAACUUUAUGCUGCAAGAGAUUUUUCAUUGUUUCAAGAAAUGAUGAGAAGAAAAAAUUUGAUUCUUCAAUUACAAGCACUUGUUACUUUACAAUUACAAUGGGGUUUAUUAAAGCAAAGUGAUACUGGAGAUGAUCUUGUUCUGUCACUUUUAUUACAAGCUACAUCGUCAUCAUCAAGACAUGGAUCAAUUAAUAUACCACCAGAAUCAAUCCAAAAACGAGAAUUACCCUCAAGACAAGAUAAACAUCAGCACAAUGAUAGUGAUGGUGACGACAACAACAACAACAACAACGACGAUGAUGACGACGACGAUGGUGAUGUUGUUGUCGUUGUAAAACCAAAACAAUCAUCAUUAUCACUGCCACCACAACAGAAAAAAGAACCAAGUCAACCAAAAAAAGUAUCCAAGGAAGAAUAUCGUUUACCUGAUCUGCGAGGUAAAAGUGGUCCAGAACUCGAUUCCAAAUGGCAUAGGGAUCUUCAAAGCACAAAUCGAAAAAAAGAUGACAAUGACGAUUCAAAAGAAAAUGAUCCAUCAAAAAAAACAUCUACACCACAAACCAUUGGUGCUGUUUCUGAAGAAGUACUUCGUGAAAAAUUACGCGAAUUGACUGUUCGUACAACAUCAUCCACAAAUGAUGAAGCAACUGCUGCCAUAAAAUCGCGUCAAAAUUUUCUUCAACAACAACGUGAAUUAAUUGUAAAUAAACAACGUGUCGAGCGUGCACGAGAUUUAGAACAACAAACACCUAAUGCUCGACCUCAGUCAGCUGCGCACGUGGCACGCAAAGCUAUGGCCACAACGAAUAUACCAACAAAUGAAAAUAAGUCGACACAAGAAUCAACACAAAUACCCGACGACGAAUUAAACAAACGAAGAGCAAUGAUUGCUAAACUUAAACGUGAAGUUGUAGACAAACGAUGA